UUCAUCUUCUAAAAGUAUUUUAUAAAAUUUAUCAAAGAUUUAUAAGUCUAGUUUGAAAAAAUUCACUUUAGGUUCGUAGGUUUUUUUUGGGGGAAAGCAUGAUACCUAUUUAGGAAAAGAAAAAUUAAACUAAAAAAUUUCCUUUCGAUCGCAAAAUUUAUUGUUGCUAUGGCAAACGUGGGCGAGCCAACCCGAAAUGCACUUACAUCUCCAUCAACUCCUUUGCCUUCUCCUUCUCCUCCUCCUCCGACGCCAUUGAGGAUCAUCAACCUGGAGACGGAGAUCUCUGAGGAGGAGAGUCGCCGGCAGACGAACAUGAACAGAGCAUGGGUUCACCUGGGAUUUGCCCUAAUGCUGUGCAUCAUUUUCGUGCUGCUCUUUUGCACGGCCUCACUCUUUGUCAAGGAAAUGGUGGGUCCGGACUCCUUGGAUAACAUCACCAAACUGCGGGAAAUUUAUCUGCAAAGAGAGCGUGAGCGGCGACUGGGCGGAAGGAUCACACUGAGCCCUCUGGAGGAGGUGGCCAAUGCUCGACUGCUGGCCGUCAAGCAGGUGGACGAGGAGGAGCAUCGGCUAUGGCAGAGCUAUCACAACAGACCGCCACCGUUUCUAGGACACCGAAACAUCAGCGACACUGAUCUGUAUGCUUUGCUAAGAAGCAUGCCCAAGGGCGGUCUCCUCCAUGUCCACGACUCGGGCAUCCUGGGAACGGAUUUGCUCAUACAAAUGACCCAACGCGAUAACUUAUGGGUCUGCGUGAACCUGAAUCAAGGCUUCGAGGACUUUCGCUUUUCUUUAUUGUAUCCGGAUAUCCUACCCUCGGACGAUUACCAGUGUUCGUGGAUGCUGAUGAGGGACUUCUACGAGCACGAACCCCUUGCCAAAUUUGUGGCCAGGCUGAAGGAGAGUCUCAGUGUUCCACAGGAGGGUUUCGCGACAUCCAGGAAGCUGGCAAGGCACUUGAAGCGAUCCCAGCGGCUCAUCCAUGGACUGAUCACCUACAAGCCGCUUUGGAGUAACUUCCUGUUUGGCAUGCUGCAGGAUUUGUAUCAGGAUGGAGUGCAGUAUGUGGAGAUGCGUUCCUCGUUGCCAAUUCUGUAUGAUAUGGAGGGAAGUGAUUAUACCAUUUUGGAUUCGGCUGAGGCCAUGGUUACCGUGUCCAAUCUGUUCCAGUCCACCUAUAAGGAUUUUAUCGGCAUUAAGCUGAUCUAUGCGCCUUCCCGUGACUUUAAUGACAGUCGCAUGGACAGCUAUGUGGCCAAUGCCCAACUCCUAAAGAAACACUUUCCCCAACUCCUGGCUGGCUUUGAUCUCGUCUCCCAUGGCAAUGAGUGUGAGCUGCCCCCUUUGAGUCGCAUUUCUCAGCUCUCAAAGUUGUUCAAAAAGGUGGACUUUUAUUUCCAUGCUGGAGACUCACGCUGCCAGGAUAAUAUGCAACCCGAUGUGAAUCUCAUCGAUGCCAUGCUGCUGGGCAGCAAGAGGAUAGGCAACUCGCUAAAUGUUCCUCUACAUUCGGAGGUAAUGCGGGGUCUGCAUUUCCUAAACGUGGCCGUUGAGGUGUGUCCUCUGUCCAAUCAUUAUCUGGAGUAUGUCAAUGAUUUUCGGAAUCAUCCGGCUGCGUAUCUCAUAGCCGCCGGCUUUCCCAUUGUGAUUGGUUCGGAUUAUCCGUAUUUCUGGAAUGCCGCCCCUUUGACCGAUGAUUUUUAUGUGGCCUUUGUGGGCAUGGUUGGGGGCAAUGGUAAUUUACGCCUGCUCAAGCAGCUGGCCAAGAAUUCCCUGCUUCAUAGCGCUCUCAAUGGGCUGGAGAAGACGAGGGCCAUGGACAAGUGGAAAUGCAACUGGAAUCGGUGGAUCAAGAACUUUUUGAACAGUACCCAAUACCUAGGAAGAGAGUCUGAAGGGAAGAAGUGAAAAUAUCUAGUGUGGAGUGUAGGAAAAAUUUGGUAAAAAUAAAAAAUAAGCUCGGGGCGUAGACAAAGA
Drosophila kikkawai is the source of this 1980-nucleotide messenger RNA. RefSeq names its product Adenosine deaminase-related growth factor A2 (gene Adgf-A2). The record is from RefSeq and is a predicted model, not a curated record. Gene Ontology annotation, biological process: inosine biosynthetic process; adenosine catabolic process. Lineage: Eukaryota; Metazoa; Arthropoda; Insecta; Diptera; Drosophilidae. Gene Ontology annotation, molecular function: adenosine deaminase activity.